AUGAGUCACCUCAACCCAGGACUUAUUUCAGCCUACAACAGUCUGACAGACAAACAUCUGGCUGGAUACUUCAGCAACACUCGGAUCAGGAGACAUUUACAGAGAGCAGGACUGAUCACCAGGAGUGGGCGCAUUGUUCCAGACAAAGAGUACAGACACAAGCUGAUCCAGAGAGCCCACCAGAGACAUGUUCGUGAAUGCUUGGCCCAGGCCAUUUUCCACAAGGUUCUGGAGAUGGAGCGUCUCCAUCAAAUAGAGAUCAAAAGGAAACUGGAGGAGUUUGCAAGGAGGGAAAGAGUGCAUAAGAUCAAGGUGGAGCGCUCUAGAAGAUAUGAAGAAGACAUCAUCCGCAUCCUGUCUCCACGCCCUCCCACGGGUGCAAGGGGCAUCCGAAAACAGCACUCUGGGCCAGAGGGGGAGCACUCCGAAUCCUCGGAGUCUCCGGGAUCGUCUCGACCCAACACGGCUCCAGGGAAGAUGCAGAGGCCGGUGCGUCUGAAGCCAAUCCACAGUAACAGCACCACAGCUUCAGUCAGACGCAGCUCACCUUACAGGCUCCUCGAGUCCACCAACGAGAACGACCAGCCGUUCAACUGCACUAUGGACAAGGAGUCCCGGAGACGUUUCACCACAACGGAGGCCUCCUGUGGCAUCUCGCCCUACUGCCUCCCAGUCAUCAACAAUUUUGUCACUCCAGUGCCUCCAGCCACAAAGAGGAAAGAGAGGGGGGUAAAGGUCACUCCCAGCGGCACGCUUCGAGGUCGCAGACUGCGCCCUACCACUGCCUCCAGUGGAGCUGACGACCCCCCCAUGCUGAGGAGCUCUAUGCACCAGAGCAGAGUGUGUGUGAACAUGGUGUACUUUGGCAAAACGGUGCAUCUCUCCCAUGACCUGACCGACAUGAGGGACGAGGUCAAAGUGUUUCAGCAGCACUGUGGAGGAGAGAACCUGUGUGUGUACAAAGGCAAGCUCCGUGAGGGAGAGACUUUCCAGUUAAUUUCAAGGCGACACAGAGGCUUCCCCUUCAGCUUGACCUUCUUCCUGAACGGGCUGCAGGUGGAGCGGCUGAGCUCCUGCUGCGAGUUCAAACACAGGAAAGGCUCCAGACUUGGCGGCAGACACGGACACUUUGGCUUCUCCAGUGUAGAGGGGGCCUCACCCUGCUACAAGUGCAUCAUAGCGAUGGGGUUGGACAAAAAGCCCACACCUCCACCAAAGAGAGUCAAAGAGGAUGGAGGAAGAGAGGAGUUGGUCACCAGCCCAAAGGAUGCUGCCGAAAUGGAAGCAGAAAGGGCAGAAGAAGAAACUGCCUCCCGUUCAGACUGUGACAUGAGUCAGCAACAGGACAUGGAGACUCAAGUCAAAGAAGAAAGAGUAGCUGAGGAGGACAAAGUCAGAGAUGAUUAUGAAGAAGACUUUGAAGCAGACGAUGAGGGCCCUGUGGAUGAGGCAAAAGAAAAGAAAUCCCCAUGUCCAGCCAUUGAAACUGAGACUCUGGUUAAAGAGAGAGACGCCUCUGAGACUGAAGAUGACGACGAGAAAGAUGAAGACACAAAGUCUCGUUCAGGCUCCAGCUGUUCAGGCAGUGACCAGGAGGCAAGUGAUGCUGAAGCCACAAAUGACUCCAGAGAGGACGAGAAAGCAGAGCAACCCGAAGAGGUUGAUCGAGAGGAAGCCGUCGCCCCAUCUGACCAAAAAGACGAACCAAAUCCAGAAGAACCAGCUGCCACCGAGGCCAAGUCUGCUGCAGCUAAAGACUCAGAUUUACAGGACAGUGCGGGGGACAGCACGGAGAUCGACAUUUCAGACACCAGCAUCCCUUCAGGGAAGGAAAAUAAACAGAGUGACGACACCUCAGGAGGCAAAGAGGCUGAGGCAACAGUAGAUGAGGGCAAACAGGAAGAGGAACAAGAACAGGAGAGGGGUGAGUAUAAACCAACAGAUGAAGCUGUGGAGCUUUCACCUGAUUCAAAAUAUAGCUCAGAAAACAACAGGAAAGGCCCCCAGGGGGUAAAACUGCAAUCAGAAACUAAAUCUGUGCAGGAGAAGCUGGCAGAGGCCAUACUGAAGGAGUCGCAUUGCAGCUCUGAGCCCGAACUGAGUGACACCAGCACUGAGGAGGAGGAGGAGGCCACAGAAAAGGGCCACAAACAGAACAACAAUGAUGUAGUUCCAGAGAAAUCAGUGACAUUUACAGAGCAGCAACCGACACUUGUAGAAGAGGUGAAAUGCGAGGAAAGUGCUGGUGUUGGUGAAGCUGAGGUGACUGAGGAGCAGGAAGAGACAUCUGAGCCAAAAGAACGGGAGGAUGAAACUGAAAAAGAGCCUCAUGAGAACAGCGAUAGCACUAAAGAGGAGACGGAGAAAAUAGAUGAAGAUGAUGAAAAGCCUGCAUCAGAAGAAGCAGCGGCAGAAGAGGAUAAGUCAGAGGACACAGGUGCAGCUAUACAUCCUGCGUUGGAGGAGACGAUGGAAGAAAGCAAAACUUCAGAACCUCAGGAAGAUGCAGCAGCUAAGCCCACUGAUGCCGACGCUGCACAAAGAGAUGAAGAAAAUGAGGAGAAAAGUGCAGAAGCAGAGGAGGCUGGCACACAGCCUGACGAGACAGGGCAAGGGGCAAAAAGCAGGGAGGGGGAUGAAUCAUCAGUAUCAGACCCGAAUAAAAAGACUGAUGAGACAGCAAUGUCAGAUAAUGCAGAGGCGGAGGCGAUGACAGCGAGCGAGACAAUGGAGAUGAAAGCAGAGCCCUCAGAGGAGCGAGAGGCCCUCAGCUGUGAAGAGGCACCUGUAACCGACACAGAGGAGAGGCAGCAGGGAGACAGCAAGGACAGAAGUAAAGCAUCAGUCACAGCAGAGAAUUCAAACAGCAUGCUGGGGGGGAGCGGAGACACCACGGUGGAAAAAACAGCAGAUGUAAGUGAGGACAAUGCAAUGGAUGAGAGCAGUAAAGAUGAUAAUAAAGAGGAGGAAGUAGAGGAAUUUUCAGAAGCAGAUGCCAGUAAGGACGACAAUCAACAGGAAAGGUUGGGAGAAGAGCAAACAGAAAAGUCUGUGGAAAUAAGUAAUGAGGUUGAAAAGGAGAAAUCUGAAGAGCAAAGAAAGGAGGAAGAAAAACAAACAAACCCAGAUGAAACACCCGAAGGUGAAAAUACUGUGGAAACAGAAAAGAAUGAAACAGAUAAAACAGAAGAGGCAAACGAUGAAAGUAAGACAGAAGAAAGGAUAGAGAGUGAGGGAAACAUUGUAGAGGAUUCUAAAACCGACUCAAACACUGAAGGACAGACAAAUGAAGAACCAGCUGAGAAAACCCUUGACGAGGAAGAUAAAGUUGCGAAUGAAGAGAGAGCUGACGAAUCAGAAAAGACAAAAAAAGACGACGAUAGUGAAUGCGUUGAGAAUAAAAAUGAUGAGGAAGAAUCUGAAACAAAGGCAGCCAUAACUGAUAAAACUAAUGAAGGUGAAGAAAUAAACGAGGCAAAGACCGAUGCCGAUGAAGAAAAGGGUAACGAAGCAGAACAAGGAGAGAGAGAUGACAACGAACUGAACAAAGCUGAACAAAGUGAAUCUGAGGAGAAUAAAGAUGCUGAAGAAUCAGAAGAGAAAAAAAUCAUAACCUGUAAGGCUGGAGAGGGAGAAGAAAUAUCUGACAUUACUGAAGAACCUGAAAAAAAUGCAGAUGAUGUGAAAAUAUCUAAUGAAAACACUGUUGAGCCAAAGGACAUGGUUGGUGGUGAAGCAGCAGAUGGGACUGAAGAGACUGAAGAGAUGCUGAACAACGUGAUGGAGUCUGAAGAUGGUAAGAAAGAAGCUGAAGGAGCAAGUGCCAACAGCAAAAAGGGAGAAAUUGAUGCUGAAAACGGGGAGAUUAAUACUGCAACAGAGAGCAAAACUCACGAAGAUGAGGCAGAAGCUUCAGCUGAGGACAAAAAUGACGUGAAACCAGCAGAGCACGUUGAAGAUGAAAGAAAAACAGAGGACGAACCAACUGAAGAUGAAAGUACAGAGGUAAAAGAAGUGACUGUGGAGUCUGGACAUGACAAUAUGGGUCAGGCUCCUGACACAGACAUGGUAGAAAGUGAGGCUAAGGAAGUGGAUGACUGUGAGGAAAAACAAGACGAAUCUGCUCAGAAUGAUCCAGAACGAGAGACAGUUGGGACAGAGACAAAAGAAGAAUCUAAAGCAGAUGACCUAAAUACAGACAGAGAGGACAAUGAGGAGACAACGCAAGAUGAAAAUGAAAACAAAUCUGAUAAAAUCGUUAAGGAAAACAGAGAUUCAGACUCAACCAAAAAUAACGGUAAUAAUGUCAAUGAGGUGAUAACUGCUUCUUUGGUGGGUCAGGCAAAAUCUUCAACACCCACAGGUAUCGGUUUAGAUGGUACAUCUCACAAAUUAGAUGAGUCCACUGCAACGUCUGACAAACUCCUACGCUCUGAUGAAAGUGCUGCUGCCGUCGACCUCUCCGCUGCAGACGGAGAAAACGGAGCAGACACGGAGGAGGCGAGCAAGGCCUCGGAGGAAGGAGCAAGUGUGCUGCUCAAACCUCGGGCACAAAACAAUGAGGCCGAUAACAAAGAAGAGAGCAUCGCAAUAGGUAAAGGAACUCCAGAGGCCCUGACAGGAGAAGACAACACAGAUCUGGUCACGAACUGGGUAACCAUGCAUCAAACGUCAAAGUACUUUGAGAAGUUUGUUGAACCUUUAGAGGACUUGAAGGAAGAGACUUCACACACUCAAGGAUACAUCUCCACUCAAGAGGCGACAAAGCCUACAGAGCUGCCGAGAUCAGAGAGUCCACUUAAGAUGGUGAAGACGUCUGAAAAUGAAGAAAAAGAGCAAAUGCAACAAGAUGAAAAUGAUGCUAGGGAAAAAACCAAAGUGGAAGCUGUAGAGUCAGAUCUCGAGAGCGAACUCUUCGAAGAUGGGGAACCUUAUAAGAUUGACCCUGCCAAAGAUACGCUCCAGGAGGAGGAGGGGGCUGAGGUGAAGGACUUAAUACCAAAAACAGAGACUGAAGAAAAUGAUGAAGAGUCUAUAAAUGAGCAAAGAAAAGGAAGCAGGGGAUCUCUAGAAGAAGACAAGGUUCAAGAUGGACCAACGCAGGCACAAAAUUAUAUUUCCCAAACUGAAGUGGAAAGCAUUGUAGGUACUCAUCAUUCUGUUGCCAGUGGCAAACCUGAGAGUCUCACAGAGAACAAAAACGAAGAGGAAACGACAGAUAAUGAUCCAGACUUGAAUGAAAAACAAAUAGAACCCGAGGAGAUAAAAGAUCUCUUACCUCCGUCCAAAACAGAAGAGCAUCGUGAGCACUCGGCGAGUCCCGAUGGACUGAAAGACACCGGAGAAACGUGGUGGAAAACAGAUGAACGAAGUCGAGAAGUUACAGAAAUAACUGAUUUUACAACAUCCAAGUCUGAUGAUGGAAGCCAAGACGAGUCCCACAACGGUGAGAUCCAACCCAAACCAUCUGAUGGGAGCGUCAACAGAGAGAGAAGAGACAUGCAGCUGAUCCAAGACAUCAAACACACUCUCAGUAAAGACAGACUCAGCACUUUCUCAGUGGAUGAGACGCUGUUUGGUCGCAGUUCAUAUCCUGUGCUGGCUGCUGCGAGGACAGAGAGUGGACAUUAG
Toxotes jaculatrix (banded archerfish) is the source of this 5631-nucleotide messenger RNA. RefSeq names its product glutamate-rich 3 (gene erich3). The transcript is spliced from 15 exons. NCBI's taxonomy places the organism in Eukaryota, Metazoa, Chordata, Actinopteri, Toxotidae. The coding region runs from base 1 to 5631 and encodes 1876 amino acids. The record is from RefSeq and is a predicted model, not a curated record.